This is a messenger RNA of Hansenula ciferrii, 1722 nucleotides long. RefSeq names its product type 2C protein phosphatase PTC5 (gene PTC5). Lineage: Eukaryota; Fungi; Ascomycota; Saccharomycetes; Phaffomycetales; Wickerhamomycetaceae. Gene Ontology annotation, biological process: protein dephosphorylation. The record is from RefSeq and is a predicted model, not a curated record. The coding region runs from base 1 to 1722 and encodes 573 amino acids. Gene Ontology annotation, molecular function: protein serine/threonine phosphatase activity. The transcript has a single exon.
AUGACUAGGAUAUUAGUAACAAGGUCAAAUACCUUGAGAUCCACAAAGAAACUAUUGACAACAACAAUCAACAAUUCUUUAAAAUCAAAUUCAAAUCGUUGUUUUUCAUCAAGUUCAACUUCAUUAAUUAAAUUAUUAAAUUCAACUAAAAAUUUAAAUAAAAAAAAGGGGAAAUCAAUGAAAGAAUUAAAUAUUGCUCUUGCUUCAGGUAUAUUAUUCGUUGCUUCUUAUAUUUCAUUAUCUUCACAUUAUUUAAGUGAUUCAGGUUUACCUUCUUCAAAUGGAUUAAAAUCAUUCUCAACAACUCAAUCAAAUAAUAAUUCAAAUACUUCAAAUAAGCAAAAUUUAUAUCUAUUGAAUGAUGAUGAAAUUACCAAGAGAUUAAGAAAUUUAGAAGAAAGUUAUUAUGUUAAUAGAGGUAAAGGUGUAAUACGUUAUGAUAUAUCUCAAUUACCAAGUAAUAAUCCAAUUGAAGAUGAUCGUUCAGAAUCUGUAAUUACAGUACCAAUUACUUCAGAAGAAAAUGCAGAUUUUUAUUUUUGGGGUAUUUAUGAUGGUCAUUCUGGUUAUUAUACUUCUUUAAAACUAAGAGAUGAUUUAAUUAAUUAUGUUGUUAAUGAAUUAGGUUCAAUUUAUAAACCUCAACCUGAAAAUCCACAAUUAAGAAUUAUCCCAACUCAAGAAUCAAUUGAUUUGGCUAUCAAGCAAGGGUUCCUAAAAUUAGAUUAUGAUAUUGUUCAAAAAUCAUUAACUAAAUUAUUGGAAAAUCCAAAUGAUAAAUCAAAUGCAAUUAAUGCCCUACCAGCUGCCUCGGGGGCAUGUGGUUUAUUAACUUUUUAUGAUUCAAGUUCACAAAUUUUAAAAGUUGCAGUGACAGGUGAUUCUCGUGCAUUGUUAGGUUCAUUAAAUGAAGAAAAUGAAUGGACUGUUACAAGUUUAAGUAAUGAUCAAACUGGUGAUAGUAAAGAAGAAAUUGAACGUAUUCAAUCAGAACAUCCAAAUGAACCAAAUGUUAUUAAAAAUGGUAGAGUAUUGGGUUCAUUACAACCAACAAGAGCUUUUGGAGAUUUUAGAUAUAAAUUAAAAGAAAUUGCCGGGAAAUCAAUUGAUUCAUUACCUGAACAUCUUAGAAUUUAUUUUAGACAACCUCCAAGAAAUUUAUUAACACCACCUUAUGUAACUGCAGAACCUGAAAUUACAUCAAUCAAGAUAAACCCUUCCAAAAAUGAUUUCUUAGUUAUUGGUUCUGAUGGACUUUAUGAAUUAUUAUCAAAUGAAGAAAUUGUUGGACUUGUUGUUAAAUGGUUAGAAAAAAACAAAAUUAAUGAAUCUUCACCAUCAUUAAACUCUAAAAGUUGGAAAUUUUUCACAAAAGAUGAUAAAAAAUUACCACAAAUUAAAGAUUUAUCAAAUCCAAUUCAUAAAGAAGCUCAAAGACCUGCAUUCCGUAAUAAAAAGACAAAUGAAUCACAUGAAUUUUUAUUAGAAGAUUCAAAUGUAUCAACUCAUUUAAUUAGAAAUGCUUUAUCACUUGGUGGUUCAAAAGAUUAUGUAUCAACAUUAGUUUCAAUUCCAUCACCAACUUCAAGAAAAUAUAGAGAUGAUUUAACUGUUACUGUUGUGUUUUUUGGACAAGAUGGAUUUAUUAAAGAAGAUGGGAAAUUAGAAAUUAAUUUAGAUGCAACAAAAGGUGGGAAUUUAAAUGAGAAACCGAAACUAUAA